This is a messenger RNA of Aspergillus steynii IBT 23096, 573 nucleotides long. RefSeq names its product putative RNA binding protein Tma22 (gene tma22). The annotation marks the transcript as partial. NCBI's taxonomy places the organism in Eukaryota, Fungi, Ascomycota, Eurotiomycetes, Eurotiales, Aspergillaceae. The record is from RefSeq and is a predicted model, not a curated record. Gene Ontology annotation, molecular function: mRNA binding; translation initiation factor activity. Gene Ontology annotation, biological process: translation reinitiation; formation of translation preinitiation complex. The transcript has 4 exons.
AUGGCAGAGAUAUUACAGCCAACCCCUGCGGAAUUUCAGGCAAAGCACGUUGUUUACUGUGGUGUUUGCACCUUACCUGCAGAGUACUGUGAAUUUGGUGGGACAGCAAAAAAGUGUGAGGAAUGGGUCAAAGAUAAUCACCCGGAUGUCUACCAACAGCUAUAUUCCGAAGAGGCUCUUAGUUCCAACCUGUCCAAUCUAUCGGUAUCGGUCCGGGAACGUGCAGCCAAAGACGCCGCAAAGAAGGAGGCAAAGGCUGCUUUGGCAGAGGCUCGGGACGCCGAGCGCAAAGCGGCCUCUAAAGUCCACAUUAAACGAGUCGAGCGCAACAAACGCAAGCAUGUCAGCGUGAUCACCGGUCUAGAGGUAUACGGUCUAGAGAACAAGAAGGUAGCCAAGGAGCUCGGCAAGAAGUUUGCGACCGGUUCUUCGGUGACUAAAUCUGCUGCCGGCACCGAGGAGAUCACGGUGCAGGGUGAUGUGAGCGACGACGUCAAAGAUUGGUUGUUGGAAGUGUACGGGAAGGAAAUUCCAGAAGCGAAUAUUGAGAUCAUUGAGGACAAAAAGAAGAAG